This is a messenger RNA of Nycticebus coucang (slow loris), 1027 nucleotides long. RefSeq names its product COMM domain containing 3 (gene COMMD3). The record is from RefSeq and is a predicted model, not a curated record. Gene Ontology annotation, biological process: sodium ion transport. NCBI's taxonomy places the organism in Eukaryota, Metazoa, Chordata, Mammalia, Primates, Lorisidae. The transcript has 8 exons. Bases 142 to 729 code for a protein of 195 amino acids.
GCGGGGAGGCCGGCGAGGAGGUCCGCAGUCCGUCACGCCGCCCGUCCCGCCGCCCCGAGCCGCGGGCGCGCGCAGCUGCAUCAACCGAGCGCGCGGCGCGUGUCACGUGGUGCGCGUGUCGAAGGUCACGGCGCGCUCACAAUGGAGCUCUCGGAGUAUGUGCAGAAAGGCUUCCAGAUGCUGGCAGAUCCUGGCUCCUUCGACUCCAACGCCUUCACGCUUCUCCUCCGGGCGGCUUUCCAGAGCCUGCUGGACGCCCAGGCGGACGAGGCCGUGUUAGAUCACCCAGACUUGAAACAUAUCGACCCAGUGGUUUUAAAACAUUGUCAUACAGCAGCUGCAACUUACAUACUGGAGGCGGGAAAGCACCGUGUAGACAAAUCAACUCUGAGCACUUAUCUAGAAGACUGUAAAUUUGACCAAGAGCGGAUAGAACUGUUUUGCACAGAAUAUCAGAAUAAUAAGAAUUCCCUAGAAAUCCUACUGGGAAGUAUAGGCAGAUCUCUCCCUCAUAUAACUGAUGUUUCCUGGAGGUUGGAAUAUCAGAUAAAGACCAAUCAACUUCAUAAGAUGUACAGACCUGCAUAUUUGGUGACCUUAAACGUGGAGAAUGCAGAUUCCCAAACCUACCCAAAGAUUAGUUUUAGUUGCAACAUGGAACAAUUACAGGACUUGGUGGGGAAACUUAAAGAUGCUUCGAAAAGCCUGGAAAGAGCAACUCAGUUGUAACUGGGGAAAGUAACGAUCCACCGGAGAGUGUAGAGGAAAACCAGAAACGCCUUGCCUUCAGCGAACCAUCAUUUCUGACGGCUGGAUGUCCUCCUUUCCAGCAGAAAGGAUUUUUCCUUUUAAAUUUAUGCCAUUCAUCAGUUCUGACACUUUUUUACACGUGUAAAGGUUAAGAGGGAAAUGCUGCCUAUUUGAGUCCUCUUUUGUACCUGUGCAUUAUCCUAUGUUGAUCUUUUUCAACUAUGAAAGGAAGUAGACAGUGUUACACCGUGAAUAAAUAAGGAGUUGUUUCCACAGA